CCUUUAUAUCAGUUCUCCAAUCGGUACGUAGCUUCCCCAAUCGAUAAAGGUCCUCCUUGUAGACCUGCAGAUCAACUCAAAUCGCAGCACCGUCCUGCUCCUGGGGCGCCGACAUUAAGCAUUUGUUUGCCCAUCAUGUCGGCCCAAAUAGCUCCCACGAUUCCUCCUCGACCGACUCGAGCCCAACAAGCAGCGGGCGCUCAAGGUGCCAGCAGACUGCCCGAAAUGCCUCCUCGUCCUAUCAACAAACGUCUCGAACGCUCAGUCUCCCCCGGAAACUUUCCUCGUUCGCCGUUGAAUGAGCCAUGGAGCGGCAAUAUCUCUCGUCAGAAGACCAACGAACAGGUCGAUGCCCUGCCCCGUCGUCCCAGCGUCCAGAAUUUACCCUCGAUCGGACAAGAAGGAAUGGAAUAUGCCGAUAUUAUGAACAUGCAGACCAACCUGCAGCCUCCGAGUUCCUCAAUCGCUGCGGACGCAGCCGCCCAAACCAGAAACAUUGCCCAAGAUUUGAAGUUGCACGCUCCUAAGCCGUCUCUGCCGAAGUCGAGUGCGACAGCCCAGGUACAAGCUGUUACCAGGACCGACUCUUCUCAAGCUGCUCACCUCGGGUUUGGGAAACCUGCCACACCCUCUCAAGACGAAGGUGAAGGACUUCAGCGGAUUCGCACGCGGACAAGUUUCUCCCGUCCCUCCUCGACCGUUGACGGUGAACGUCGUCCUUCCAUGCACUCCGAAGAGACUGGCCCUGCCGAAAUCGGUAUCCGUGUCCCGAUUAAUCCUUUAUUGGGAGACGUGCAAGCCCCUUCUCCCGGACCCGGUAUGAGCCCAAGCAAUACGGGAACCAACGGUGACAGGAGGCGUUCUGUUCACUCUCGAUCAAGAAGUGCUGUAGAUAUGCUUCCUCCCGGCAGUUAUGGCCUACACGGCCAUGGUCUUCUUCCCCAAGACCAAUUCGAAAAAGAGUGGUAUGCAAAACAUCCAGAGGCAGCCCAGAAUGAAGAGACCUCUGGUCAUGGGGUCUACGAGAGUAUUGGAAGCGGCCGUGGCAGCUUUGCACUAAGUAGUGACGAUCUUAACAAAAUCGUCCGGCAAACGGCCAGUCGUGGUGCAGGUUUUGGGACGUCGACGUAUUCCUCAGUACCUGAUGAACAGAUCGCGUAUGGAGCAACUGAUGUUUACGCCUCUCGCUCCCAGGCCAACACUCCAAACAGUCUGGCCAAGACUCUCACCAACAGUUCGCAGCCAGUGGCCGAGUCGCCCUUGAGGAAGACAAGUUUCCCCGCCGAUGGAACCAUUCCUGCCCAAGUCCGGCGCACAGGAAGGCUCUCAGCCUCUCGAGGCUCUGAUGACCACGAUGCCGUGGAAAGUGAGUCAGAGCACGAAGUUUCAAUCCAGCCAAGUCGCCGCUUCAACAAAGUCACUGGUGGUCAAGAGACUAUGAACGAAACUGUAGACGCUAAACCUUAUGUCACCCAUGCUGAUGCAGAGGGUGACUAUGUCAACGAGCACGGUUACACCGUCCCUAUCUUGGCUGCUGACGAGGUUGCCCACUCAGCUGGACAUGAACAUUUGCAGCCUGCCGUCAAUCCCAGGGCCGAGCGUCGCGAAAGCGUGUACGAAGAAGCCUACCGAAGUGGUGAUGCAACUCCGUCAUCGCGGCCCUCAAGUAGACCUAGCAGUGUCUAUGGUUUACACAGUGCCUCCAACACACUCUCCAGGUUCGUUUCACGCCACGACGACGAGCGUGAGCAUCUGCACACACCGCUGGAAGACGUUGAGGAAUACGAGCCCCUGUUCCCGGAAGACGAUGACAAGGCGCCUCUGAGUCAUGCUGAAAGAUUCAAACAAAGACCCAAUUCCCUCAGACAGCGCUUCCCCAGCCAGGAUAUCUGGGAAGAUACUCCAAGCAGUCACUACCACUCCGCUGAAGUAUCGACGCCAGAUCUUCCAGCGCAGGUUGAGAAACCUGCCACCAAGACAUUCGAAACGCCCGAACAAGAAGCUGCGCGAAAAGAAGAGCCAUCUGAAGAAGAACGGAAGAAGCUCAUUCCGAGGGAGGAGCGACUGGCUAAGUCUCGUUUCGCUCCCCAUCUUCGUGAUGACAUGCCCACGAGACCUGGCUUGACGCCCAGAUUCCCUAGCUCUGACAUUUGGGAGGAUAGUCCUGAUAGUCAUCAACUCGUCACCACUGUCAGUACUCCCCAAGAGGAUAACGAGCCGGACAGUCCGGUGGAUGUUCCUGUAAAGCCAUUCGUGCCGCCACGCCCUGCAGGUAAGAGCAGAUUAGGUGAAGGAGCUUCAACAGCACAAGUCGCGCCUAGCAUUCCUGCACGACCCCAGAAGGGGGGGAUUGAAAAAGAGGGAACAACAUCCCCCACUGAAUUGAAGAAAGUCCCAAGCAUACCUGACAAGCCCAAACCUCAGGUCCCAGCACGGCCAGGCAAAAAGGCACCUGGAGAAACUCUCAGUAAAACCAUCUCCGGAGACUCUGCUGGCCCAUCAGAACAUGAAAAGACCUCACCUCCAGUUGCCAAGGUAAAACCUCAGAUCCCAGCCCGACCUGCCGCAGGCAGUAAAAUCGCCAACCUGCGAGGGAACUUCAUGAACGAUCUCAAUCAAAAGCUUGGCCUCGGGCCACCUAAAGAGAAGGAACCAGAACCUGUCGUUGAAGAAGCAAAGCCAUUAGAGGAUGCACGAAAAGGCAGAGCCAGAGGCCCUCAAAGGAGAGCACCAGCAAAGUCUCCUGCAGCUCCGGCCAAAUCUAGUGGUUUUGCAAUCUCUUCACUGCGGUCUUUGUGGACCAUCGAUGAUGAGGACGAGCUAAAUAUUGGGUCAUCCGCAGCGCCAGAGGCUACGUCAGAGUUAGAGGACGCCCCUGCCGCAGUUGGACUUUCGGACGACAAGGCAGCGCAAAUUGAAAACUCCACUCCAGCAGAUGCGCCACUGCCAAAGAUCAUUCAGACGUCGGAUCAUGCAAGCACAGAGGCUGCAGCUUUUGCGGAAGACGUCGCCGAACCUACACUCGGUACGCCUGGAGAGGAAAAGUCGAAUCCUCUGAGUCACCAGCCUUCUGGUGAGGAGGUUGAACAGCUGUCGAAGGAGACGACAGCCAGCAGUGGCCAAGCUUCUGGGCCGGAGUUGGAGAGAGAAGAACCUAACCCGGAUACCGAUGCCAUUCCUGCCAGUCAACAAACAACUGCGAGUACCCACGAAGAGUCUUCCUUGGAGAAGAUGCCCAAGCGGGAAGCAGCUUCAAUCGAGGAACCUCGUGGCACGAAGCUGCCGGAAGGAGAGCCGGGUCAGGCCAGUGCCCAAGAGGUGUAGGCUGGACGGAAACCGUGUCGGGUAGAAGAUCUAUGACAGGGCUAGAUAUGAGAUCAUCAGGUGUCUACUGGUGUGAGGCUUAGAAGUAGAGAAAACAAUGAGAUCUAGGUACCGGUUG
This is a messenger RNA of Exophiala viscosa, 3442 nucleotides long. RefSeq lists its product as uncharacterized. Lineage: Eukaryota; Fungi; Ascomycota; Eurotiomycetes; Chaetothyriales; Herpotrichiellaceae. The transcript is spliced from 3 exons. The coding region runs from base 136 to 3324 and encodes 1062 amino acids. The record is from RefSeq and is a predicted model, not a curated record.